Molecule: messenger RNA, 576 nt
Organism: Cryptococcus wingfieldii CBS 7118
Lineage: Eukaryota; Fungi; Basidiomycota; Tremellomycetes; Tremellales; Cryptococcaceae
Exons: 3
Coding region: 1-576 (191 amino acids)
Source: RefSeq, a predicted model, not a curated record
AUGUCCUCCUCCUGGUCCCUCCCCCCUAAAACCCCCGGCCGUCAAGUCUAUCCAGACUACUGCACAGCCCAAGCCCAACUCUCCACCCAAAUAGGCUCUACGAGCGAUCCCGGCCGGAUGGGUAUAUACGUUUGUCUUCUAGAUGACCGACCACACCUCUACCCCUCCCUAGCAGCUCUGCACAAACACCGGCACGUCUCCCACUCUAUCCCCCUUCCCCUUCCCCUUCCCCUUCCCCUUCCCCUUCCACCUCCACUUUCCCAAACUGGCGUGCAAGCUGGCGAUGCCGUCGAUACCGUCUCUCGCGCCGCUGGUGGGGAUAUCAGCAUGUCCGAAGGAACCGAAGGAACCGAAGGAUCAGGAUCGCACACCCCUACCCCUACCGCCGAAGACAGAGACAAAGACGGGCCAAGCGCCACGAGUACACUGCCCGAAAACGUCAAAGCCCUCCCCCUCCUCUCCCUCUCGGGGCUCCAAGACCAAAAAGACCAAAAAGACCAAAAAGAAGAAUGGUUCCAUUGGCACUACACCUCCCAACAAGAAGCCCGACGCAAGUCCUUCCUACCCCUCACCUAA